Molecule: messenger RNA, 852 nt
Organism: Aspergillus sclerotioniger CBS 115572
Lineage: Eukaryota; Fungi; Ascomycota; Eurotiomycetes; Eurotiales; Aspergillaceae
Exons: 1
Coding region: 233-673 (146 amino acids)
Source: RefSeq, a predicted model, not a curated record
AUGAUAUCCUUGGAGAUACGUGCUGGGAAUUGAAUAAUCGGUUUUCUGACGCUAUGGACUACUGAACUCAUUAUAUUUCUGGAGGUAGGCAGUGAAAGAAGCGCUUUGCAACUCAUUGCGCAUGCCUUGUGAUAUGUUAUAGGCUUUCUCGAUGAAGUCUAGUGGCAUGCUGGUGUACACGCUGAUUCGCAGUUAAUGCCGCGAAUUUCCCCAUGCAUGAAGUCUUAACGUCAUGCAGCGAAAUCAGCUUCCCGUCAAUGCAACCUCCCUUCUAUUGUCUGGGGCCCAGAGCUCGGCUGUCAUGUUGUGUUACAUGCCCUACCACGGAACCCCUUGCGCGGCCCCAUCUGUCAGUUGGAAUGUGGAAUCCCAUUUGUUGGCAGAUCGUUUAUCCAGAUUCCAGCCCUGCCCGUGGAAACCCAGAUCAGUUCGGAGAUCUGCACUGCGGAUCCCUCGCAUAUCCACGCAGUCGUCAUCUUACCUUCCCAGAUUAUAUCCACCCCAUUCUCUGCAACCAAUCUUCCACCUAAUGCGGGACAUAUCGAUAGUUCACUAUCUGGUAAUAAACAAUGCCAGAUCCCACAUAAUUAUUGUACAGACACAAGCACAAUUGCGAUCGGCCGAAGUGACCUGGCUCAGCUGCCCUCCAUUAUCGCAUCCAGCAAGUCGAUAAGGACAUUCCUAACCAACAAAGCUGUAAAUUUGGGGAAAUAGAGUGGGCAAGCCGCAUGCAUCUCCGCGAAACCGCAUACUUCAACUUAACAGCCCGCUGAACACGGAUUUCCUCCACCGAGUAGCAUACCCAUGGCUCCUGAGUUCUAUUUUCUCCACAAUAUACGAUUUGUGAUGAUA